Pipistrellus kuhlii (Kuhl's pipistrelle) is the source of this 1668-nucleotide messenger RNA. Its product is annotated as olfactory receptor 4D1. The coding region runs from base 604 to 1539 and encodes 311 amino acids. The record is from RefSeq and is a predicted model, not a curated record. Gene Ontology annotation, molecular function: G protein-coupled receptor activity; olfactory receptor activity. Lineage: Eukaryota; Metazoa; Chordata; Mammalia; Chiroptera; Vespertilionidae. The transcript has a single exon. Gene Ontology annotation, biological process: G protein-coupled receptor signaling pathway. Gene Ontology annotation, cellular component: membrane.
CACCCUACCUCGGCUACAGUCCGGAUCUGCUUGUUUUUCUUUACAUUUGUCUCUGAAUUGGCCCACAACAAUUUUGUCAAAUGCACACCCCUCUUCCUUCUACAAUGAGCCAUACGAAUCUUUUGAAACCCCUGUGGUGAAGAAGCAUCUAUUUGUGUAUUUAAAAUGAUUCGUCUCUACUUUUCAUACUCUUUAGGUUUUUGCACCAAGGUUGGUGAUAUUUGUGGUCAGGGAUACUUGCUGGCAUGUUGAUUCAUGGAUUGAUUGAUUCAACUGUAUCUGUGGAGCCUGUGGUUCACAAGGUACAUAUUGGGGUCAGCGGGUAGGAGUCAGAGAUGAAACCCACGGACAAGGACAGCAUGGUUCUUAAAGGGAAAGACCCAUCCAUGCCAGCAACACAAUGUAGGGUGUGGUUAGGGAGAUGAGCCUGGGAGAGCCUCGAGAAAUAGAUUCAACUCCACGCAAGGCUCUCCUACGCUUCCUCUUGGGAUAAUACAGAAUAAUGACUUUGAUCAACUCCAUCCUGACACGCCGCAGGAAAACGAGUGAAUUUUCGUCAUUUUUGCUUUGCAGGUUUCUCUCUGGGCAUGUGGGGAAGGCCCCAUGGAACCACAGAACCUCACAUGGGUGUCCGAGUUUGUCCUCUUAGGGCUCUCCCAGACCCAGGAGCUCCAGAAAUUCCUGUUCCUGGUGUUCCUCCUUGUCUAUGUCAUCACUGUCGUGGGAAACCUCCUUAUCAUGAUCACGGUGACUUUUGACUUCCGGCUUCACAUGCCCAUGUAUUUUCUGCUUCGGAAUCUGGCUGUCAUAGACCUCUGCUAUUCCACAGUCACUUCUCCGAGGAUGCUGGUGGACUUCUUCCGUGAGACGAAGACCAUCUCCUACCAGGGCUGCAUGGCCCAGAUCUUCUUCUUCCAUCUCCUGGGAGGUGGGACCGUCUUCUUCCUCUCCGUGAUGGCCUAUGACCGCUACAUUGCCAUCUCCCAGCCCCUCCGCUACGCCACCAUCAUGAAUACUCGGCUGUGUGUGGGGCUGGUGGUAGCUGCUUGGGUAGGGGGCUUUGUCCACUCCAUUGUCCAGCUGGCUCUGAUGCUUCCGUUGCCUUUCUGUGGCCCCAAUGUCCUGGAUAACUUCUACUGUGACGUCCCACAAGUGCUGAGACUCGCCUGCACAGACACAUCCCUCCUAGAGUUCCUCAUGAUCUCCAACAGUGGGCUGCUGGUCCUGGUCUGGUUCCUCCUCCUCCUGGCCUCGUACACGGUCAUCCUGGUGAUGCUGAGGUCCCACUCGGGACAGGCCCGAAGGAAGGCAGCGUCCACCUGCACCACCCACAUCAUCGUGGUGUCCAUGAUCUUCAUUCCCUGCAUCUACAUCUACUCCCGGCCCUUCACGUCCUUCCCCAUGGACAAGGCUGUGUCCAUCAGCUACACCGUCAUGACCCCCAUGCUCAACCCCAUGAUCUACACCCUGAGGAACCAGGAGAUGCAGGCGGCCAUGAAGAGGUUAGGCAGACACCUAGUGAUGUGCAACAGGGAGUGAACUUUAAAAAGGUCGACUUGAAAUGGCAAACUUCCCUCUGAACGUUUGUUACCCCAGGUGGAAAAUGGAGGAAAAGUCUUUAUGAGAGUGUGAUGAUUAAGAUUAAAUGAAUAUUUCUACGGACCCACU